ACACCGCCCACAAAAAGCCACAGAUAUCUGUCUCCAGAUGCAAUUAUACAGUGCAACUAUAAAGAAUGGACAUACAAUAGUGCUAUUUAUAAGGGGUGUUUUUGCAUGAAGAUCGUUGGAAAGGCUUGUUCUAGGCUACUUAGCGACAGAAACAGCAGCGGCAGAAAGAGAGGCGAGAGAGAGAGGGGUGUUGGGUAAAUGAAAGUGGGUGGGCCUAACGCGAACACACACACUACCAACUUCGAUCAGGAUACAUUUAUGCAAACACUUGAUUUUUCUUCUUCCGUUAAUAGAAUUUUACGCGCGACGGUCGUUAAAGUGUGUUUUCGGUUGGUUUUGAGGGGCUUCGGGCGCGGACAACGGACUCUUCCCCGUUAUAACGGGAGGUUUGAUUGUUGCCCGAGCUUGGUACCGCCCUUCCUGGCGGGUGGGUGGUUUCGGUGCUAACCGGAGCGACGCCACAGCCCCAGCGCGAGCCAUUCGCGGAGAAAAUAGGCCGUCCUUCCCCGGUGCUUCAGCCGGCCUUUCUCCCGUAGCCUCUCCUCUCCGGUUUAUGAAUGCGUUAUGAGUGAUCAGAAGACUGAAGUGUCAGGAUCAGAAGAAGGGAAACCAGGCAAGAAAGGCAAACGUUCCGGAUCACAGGAUUCCCAGACGUCUCCUCUAGCCCUGCUGGCUGCAACCUGCAGUAAGAUAGGAGUUCAGGGAGGAGUGGAGGGACAGGUGCAGGGUGGACAGCUCCAGGGUCAUAUAGUUGUCGACGCAGCAGGUAAUCAGACUCUGGUUCAGCAGCAGAUGGAACUGGUUCCUGCCCAGUUCACUGGAAACGGCUGGCAGAUCAUCACUACUGCUCCCCAAAUGGCCAAGGACACUGCCAAUCAACCCGUCGCCGUGACGCUGGCCACCACUUCAGCCAAUGACAGUGCUCCGGCAGGCCGUAAGAUGAAGGCUGUGGGCGGGACUAACACCGUAGCAGCCAAUCAGCAGGUGCAGCAGCAGCAGUUUCAGAUCAUCCAGGUGCAAAACAUUCCGUCGUCUGGGGGUGGGGUCCAAUACCAGGUGAUCCCCCACCUGCAGACGGCCGACGGCCAACAGAUCCACAUCAGCCCCCAGACUGCAUCCCUGGGGGGCCAACAGAUCCACAUCAGCCCCCAGACUGCAUCCCUGGGCGGGCAGCACAUUCACAUCAGGUGGGUGGCAGCUGGUCUAGUGCAGUGGUUCUCAAAACUCUCCUCAGGGACCCCCAGAUGUUUACAUUAUUCUAUUCUAUUCAGUCCGGCCCAGGGGGGUCUACCAGAGCAGGUCCAGCUGAUCCAGAACCAAUCCCAGACCCAGGCAAUCCUACAGCCAGCCAAUCAGCAAGCCAUCCUCACUAGUUCAGCCAAUCAGACGUUGCAGCUUCGUUCCGCCCAGUCCUUCCCGUUGCAGAUGCAGACCUUACAGGGCUCCCAGACCCAGGUCAUGACUACAGUACCCAUAAACAUCGGCGGUAUGACCCUCGCCCUGCCGGUCAUGAAUAAUUUAGCAGGGAGCGGAGGCGUGCAGCUUGUCCAAUCAGCCGAUGGUAGCUUUACCGUAGCUAACGGCAACCAGCUUGUAACGACAACUGCAGCGGCAGUGUCCGGGGCAGUUACUGUUACCGGGUCGUCUGGUGGUACUAUAACAACUGUUGCCGGGGGGGAUGGAGCGUCGACAGACGGAACACAGCUGAGUUCUGUAGCCGGGUCGGACGGAGGUACGGAGAGAGACACACAGAACCAACCCAGCGACCAGGACUCUCAGAUGGUCCAGAGCCAGGCCAACGGACUGCAGGUCCAAUCAGAUCCUCCAGGGACCAUCCAGCAGGUCAUUGUGGGACAGAUGGGCAACCAGUUGUUGCAGCAGAUCCAGAUUCAGCCACAGCAGAUCACUCAGGCCCAGAUCCAGCCACAGAACCAGUUCCAGGGCCAGCAGAUCCAAACCUUUCAGUUAGGACCAGGCGGGACCUUACAGCCCAUACAAGCCUUCCAGAACCAACAGGUUCUGAUCCGAACCCCAACCCUCUCUCCGUCGGGUCAGAUCACGUGGCAGACCCUGCAGCUCCCCGGGGGAAUGUCUGUGCCCCAGCAGCUGACGCUGGCCCCUGUGGGCGGGGGGGGAUUCAUGCAGCUGGGGGGGGCUCCCCUGACGCUGAGCGCAGCCCAGAUCAACCCUGGGUCGGGGGUGCAGACAGUCAGCAUUGCCGGGCUGGGCACCACUGGGGUACAGAUGCAGGGGGUACCCCUCACCUUCACUGGACUACAGGGUCAGCCGCAGGGUCAGGAGGGAGGAGUUAAGGUCGAGCCAUCCCCGGUGACGGUAACCGCGGGUAACGUUGCGGGGUCAUCGCUUAGUCCAGACCAGAUGGGUUCUGUCCAGAGUUCAUCAGACCAAGAAGGACCGCCCAGCAAGAGGCUUCGCAGGGUGGCGUGCUCCUGUCCGAACUGUAGGGCCGGAGAGGGGAGGACCAUUGGAGACCCAUCUAAGAAGAAGCAACAUGUGUGUCACAUGGAGGGCUGUGGAAAGGUUUACGGUAAGACCAGUCACCUGAGAGCUCACCUCCGCUGGCACACAGGAGAACGACCCUUCGUCUGCAACUGGAUCUUCUGUGGCAAGAGGUUCACACGCUCGGACGAACUGCAGAGACACAGACGGACACACACAGGAGAGAAGAGGUUUGAGUGUCCAGAGUGCAGUAAGCGAUUCAUGCGUAGCGACCAUCUCUCCAAACACAUCAAAACCCACCUGAACAAGAAGGGAGGGGCUUCUCUCGCCAUCAUCACCACCGACGACAUGGAAAAUUCUAACCAGGGUUUAGGCUCCUCCCCUCGCAUCGUAACUAUGGCGACGCUCUCCCAGGACUCCGCCCCCGCCACACCAACGGCCUCCUCGCCGAAUCAAAUGGAGGGAGAAGAGGAGGAAGAGGAGGAGUUUGAGUAGUGACCAGUGACCACUUCUUGUGAAAGGAAGAAGCAGGGAGGGCUGACUUCCAGGUUGGUCUCCAUGGUUACGCCGUGGCGGUCAGGUGGUAGAUUAUUUUUAUUAUUAUUUAUUUGUUUUUGAAACGGACUCAAACAGAAGACAAAUAUGAUUGACUGAUAAUGACAAACAGACAGAGAAAUCUGAAUCUAAACUAAUAAUUGAGUCCAACAACAGUCUUAAAGGUAUGAAUUUGUAGAAUGAUGUUUAAUAACAGAACAGAGGUCAGGAGAAAAGGCACAUCUGAACUCGCACUCUAUCCCCUAUAUAGUGCACUACUUUUGGCCAGAGCCUUCUGAGUAGUUUGUUAUGUUAGGAAGAGGGUGUCAUUUUGGAUAGGUUUAUUAGACUAGCACAAAACAGUUGUAAAACAUCAAGAAGAGACAUUGGAUGUGUCCCAAAUGGCCAGGGUAACAUUUGAAACGCAACAAUCUCUAUGCACAAAGAUGUUCUGUAACUAUGGUGAUGAGGAUGAUGAAACAUUGUGGCGUGGUCUCGACUGUUGACAGACAGGUGAGAGGAGCUGGCGUGUGUGUGUGUGUGUGUGUGUGUGUGUGUGUGUGUGUGUGUGUGUGUGUGUGUGUGUGUGUGUGUGUGUGUGUGUGUGUGUGUGUGUGUGUGUGUGUGUGUGUGUGUGUGUGUGUGUGUGUGUGUGUGUUUC
Molecule: messenger RNA, 3655 nt
Organism: Oncorhynchus keta (chum salmon)
Lineage: Eukaryota; Metazoa; Chordata; Actinopteri; Salmoniformes; Salmonidae
Product: transcription factor Sp4-like
Exons: 14
Coding region: 565-2955 (796 amino acids)
Biological process (GO): regulation of transcription by RNA polymerase II
Molecular function (GO): RNA polymerase II cis-regulatory region sequence-specific DNA binding; DNA-binding transcription factor activity, RNA polymerase II-specific
Source: RefSeq, a predicted model, not a curated record